UGAGUUGUUUACUCAGAAUUCGGACAACACUACAAAAUGGCGGACAUCCGAUAUAAUGGCCCUGUGUCCCAAAUGGCGCACUUCAUUUGGACUCCUCGUGGACUUAAAUUGCGCGUGCUCGCCAAGUCUACAAGUCCAUAGGGUGUCCCAUAUCUGUCUUUUUAGCGUCUGCUCACGAGCGCCUCCUUUGUGCCAUCGAUGCGGUCUUCGGCGAUGAAGUUACAUAUCCGGCAAUCUUUGCGAACACUCAACACAGAACGGAUGGGAGGAGUGCCGUGGAUGUCAGACAUAUUAUACGUAAACAUGAAGGAUACAUUUUUAAAUAUCGACAUCCUCGAGGACCCUCUAAUUAAGAAUGUGAUCAUCCUUCAGACAGUUUUACAAGAGGUUAGACACAGAAGUGCCACAGUCUACAAAAGAAUUAAGGAUGUUGUUCAUGACAAGGAAAAGCAUUUCUACACCUUUACCAAUGAACAUCACAGGUAUACAUUCAUUGAGCGAGAACCAGGAGAGAGCGCUAACGAUCGCAACGAUCGAGCCAUCCGUGUCGCUGCUAAAUGGUACACGGAUCACCUUGUCAAAGCGACCUGGGGUCGCACACUAAAAGUGGUUCUGCUGACCAAUGAUCGGGCCAACAAAGAAAUGGCAGAACAGCAUGGUCUACUAGUGUACAAAUGUGAUGAAUACAUCAAGAGCUUGAGUGGAAACCCUGAGCUGGUUGACAGACUUGCAUUGACAUCUGAUGAUCAGAAUGACAUCACUGGAAGUAAGUUACUGUUUUCAGAGCACCUGCCAUUAUCAAGGAUCCAAGCUGGCAUUAAGAACGGUGUACUCCUUCAGGGUACAUUCCAUGCCAACAGAGAUAAUUAUCUGGAGGGAACAGUCUUAAUACAGCAAGAUGAGAAAGAUGUAACUGAGGUUCUACUUCAAGGCCUUCAGAACAUAAACCGAGCUGUGCAUUUGGAUGUAGUGGCUGUUGAACUCUUUCCAAAAGAUUGCUGGGUCGCUCCCUUAUCUGUUGUACUACAGGAUGAUGGUCCAAAUGAUGAAGAUGCUGAGGAAGAUGAGGCUCAGAAUAAGUAUUUACAGAUCUUGACAUCAAAGUCUAUUGUUCGAAAGCCCACUGGACAAGUGGUGGGUAUUAUUAAAAGGAAUUGGAGGCCUUUUUGUGGGAUGCUGUCUCCGUCACAGAUCAAAGAGGCAACAAGACAUCUUUUCACCCCAGCAGACCGACGAAUCCCACGUAUCCGUAUUGAGACCAGACAAGCUGCUACUCUUGUGGGACAAAAGAUUAUGGUUGCUAUAGAUGGCUGGCCCAAGAGCUCUAGAUACCCAAAUGGUCACUUUGUAAAAAGCUUAGGUACUGCUGGGGAUAAAGACACAGAGACAGAGGUGCUGCUUUUAGAACAUGAUGUUCCUCACCAGCCUUUCUCCCAAGCUGUGCUCAGCUUUCUACCCAAAAUGCCAUGGAGCAUAACUGAGAAGGACAUGAAAGUCAGAGUAGAUCUCCGACACCUCUGUUUGUGUAGCGUGGACCCUCCUGGCUGUACGGAUAUCGAUGAUGCUCUUCAUAGCCGGGAACUGGAGAAUGGAAACAUAGAGGUCGGUGUCCACAUAGCAGAUGUCAGCCAUUUUAUCCGACCAGGAAAUGCAUUAGACCAAGAGGCAGCCGAAAGAGGCACCACAGUUUACCUUUGUGGGAAGAGAAUUGACAUGGUCCCUGAACUGCUUAGUUCCAAUCUGUGCUCCCUGCGGUCCAAUGUCGAGAGGUUAGCAUUUUCGUGCAUUUGGGAGAUGAACCACAAUGCUGAAGUCCUCAAUAUUUGCUUUACAAAGAGUGUCAUCAACUCAAAGGCCUCCCUUACCUAUGCAGAGGCCCAGAUGAGAAUUGAUGAUACCAACAUAAAUGAUGACAUCACAAAAAGUCUGCGAUGCCUUAACAAAUUGGCCAAGAUUUUAAAAGGCCGGAGGACUGAAAAGGGAGCACUGACCCUCUCGUCUCCUGAAGUACGUUUUCACAUAGACAGUGAAACCCAUGAUCCCAUAGAUCUGCAGACCAAAGAACUAAUGGAGACUAAUUCUAUGGUGGAGGAGUUCAUGUUGUUAGCAAAUAUCUCUGUAGCACAGAAGAUCUAUGAUGAGUUCUCAGAGUGUGCUGUACUCAGGAAACAUCCUUCACCACCACCAUCCAGCUAUGACAUCCUAUUUAAGGCUGCGAAAUCAAGGAACCUUGUCAUCCUCACAGAUUCUGCGAAAGCUCUUGCCGAUUCCCUGAACAAUGCAACAAUUGAGAGUUUUCCAUACUUUAACACCCUUCUCAGGAUUCUGGCCACCCGAUGUAUGAUGCAGGCUGUGUAUUUCUGCUCUGGUAUGGACAGUGAUUUCCACCAUUAUGGUCUGGCCUCACCCAUUUACACACACUUCACAUCACCUAUCAGAAGGUAUGCGGAUAUCAUAGUUCACCGUCUGUUAGCGGUGGCUAUUAAUGCAGACACCACAUACCCUGAUUUAAUGGACAAACACAAGCAAGCUGCCCUGUGCAACAACCUCAACUACAGGCACAAAAUGGCUCAGUAUGCACAGAGAGCCUCAGUGGCUUUCCACACUCAGCUGUUUUUCAGGAAUAAGGGAAUAAUCAAUGAGGAAGGCUUCAUUCUGUUUGUAAGAAAAAAUGCUAUCAUAAUCCUUAUUCCCAAAUUUGGAUUGGAGGGCACGGUCUUCUUUGAGAACAAGGAUAAACCCAGUCCUGAUCACAGCUUUGACUCGGAGGGUCCGACGCUAACAGUGGAAAAACACACCUUUCACAUGUUUGAUAAAGUCAAAGUGACUAUCAGCCUUGAUGCUUCCAAUAUCCAGCACCAAAGGAUCAGAAUGGCACUCAUUGAACCUGUAAUCCCUGGGGUUAGUGUAGCUGUGACAGAGUCAGAACCAGAGGCCAAAAAACCUAAGCUAGACCGCUAACAUUCUGAGCACCAGGAACAUGCAGUUUGUUUAUCUUUGCCAAUUUUAGAGGAAUCUAAAAAACAAGUACAAUUUGUAUUUUUUUUUCAAUGUUUAUCCUAACAUUUUUCCUUCGCUUGUUUUAAAACACGGUAAACCACUGUCUGCAUACUACGGAAUUAUAGUAAGUGCUAGUUUCUUUUUUUAGCCAUUAAGACUGAUUUAAUAAAUGGACAUUUAUUCACCACUGCACGACACAGCCCAGGAUCUGUGAUUCAUUGUCAACUAUGAGAUCAUAAAAAAUAUAUUGUUUUUAAAAG
Molecule: messenger RNA, 3260 nt
Organism: Triplophysa dalaica
Lineage: Eukaryota; Metazoa; Chordata; Actinopteri; Cypriniformes; Nemacheilidae
Gene: dis3
Product: DIS3 exosome endoribonuclease and 3'-5' exoribonuclease
Exons: 21
Coding region: 199-2961 (920 amino acids)
Biological process (GO): rRNA catabolic process
Cellular component (GO): cytoplasmic exosome (RNase complex); nuclear exosome (RNase complex)
Molecular function (GO): RNA binding; 3'-5'-RNA exonuclease activity; endonuclease activity
Source: RefSeq, a predicted model, not a curated record